AGAACUUACGGAAAGGGAUGCAAGAUAUUUCAUGAGCAAAUUAUGGAUAAGGUGAUGAAACAUGUUUUUGUGGAGCAAGUUCAGAAUAUGGAUACAUAGUGUUUGGUUAGUCAUCUGUGGAUGGCAUCUUGUAUCCCAAACUCUCUAUCUUUCCAAGGGAGGAAGACAAGCCCAAAUUGCUUAUUCGGUUGGAACAUAGGCAGAAAAGGAGUUGCUGACAACAAACCUCAGAUUAACUACCAUGACAUUGAUCUCACUUUCUCAACUUCUCUGGUUGACAAAACAUUCUUAAAAGGGAAGGAGCUGAAAUGCUGCUACAGAGCUACAAUUGAUGGAUUCAGUGCAGCUGAUUUCCACAAUUGCUGUGACUUCAAGGGUCCAUGUGUGAUAAUUGGCUACACAAACAAAAAUUUCAAGUUUGGUGCAUUCAACCCUGAAGGUUAUAGGAGCACUGAUGACUACUAUGAUACAUUUGAUCCCUUUCUAUUUUAUUGGGCAGACAUUGAAGCUGAACCCAUCGUUUUACCCAAGGUUGGUGGAAGUGGUGCAGCCCUGUUUGAUUAUGCUCGCGGCGGGCCGCAGUUUGGGGCCGAUGGGCUUCUUAUUGGGCCUCCAUUAGCUCCGGUUAUGGGUGGUUUUGCAGGGCCUGAUACCAAUUCUGGGAUUGGUGACUUGAGACAAGCUAAGUCUAGAUUGGGACUGUCUUAUGCUAAGAGGGAGGAUGGUAAGGAGUCUAUUUUUGGUGAUGAGUCAAGGGCAGUUCUGCAAGAAGUGGAAGUGUUUUGCAGUCCCAAAAUUGCAAGCUUAUACUAGAAUUUUGUACAAAAGGUAAGUGGUACGUACUUCCUUUGAUCAUUAGUGUCUAUGGCCCUGCUUGACAGAGAUUAUGUAAAUAGUUUGUGACCUACUAUAAGUUAUUUUGAGUUCAUUUUACUAAA
Lotus japonicus is the source of this 938-nucleotide messenger RNA. RefSeq lists its product as uncharacterized. The transcript is spliced from 2 exons. Lineage: Eukaryota; Viridiplantae; Streptophyta; Magnoliopsida; Fabales; Fabaceae. The record is from RefSeq and is a predicted model, not a curated record. The coding region runs from base 121 to 813 and encodes 230 amino acids.